Messenger RNA from Danaus chrysippus (African queen), 405 nucleotides. NCBI's taxonomy places the organism in Eukaryota, Metazoa, Arthropoda, Insecta, Lepidoptera, Nymphalidae. The record is from the annotation of a GenBank genome assembly.
CUGCACUAUCCCGGCGCUAAAGCGCAAUAUGCUAAUACUGUAUACACGUCCGGCGUACCGAGCAUCGCAGCUCGUACAGCGCGUGAAACUCAGGCCACGGUCUGCGCGGGACUGUCAUUCUUACAUCGUGUGAACUCUACAGCCCGAACCCCCCACACCCCGCACCUCUGCUCCCUGCUGCCUUCGCUCUCUCUUCAAGCCCCCCACUCACAAUAUACAACACGAGCAACCGUUCAAGUGAUGGUGCAAUACGCUCACCAUCCGUCACUAAGUCACGGCUCGCUCGCGUCAGGUGUCAAGUGUCAGCGGCUGGGUGUCAGAUGUGAGGUGUCUGGUGUGGGGUGUCCAUUGUUCAUACAUCACACUAGCGGUACCCACAACCUGCUAUUGUUCCGGCCUCCAUAA